AUGCCUUCAGAAAACCUUGAAAGAAAUCAAGCAACGGCCAGUUUGCAACUUGCGAUAGAUCAACUUGUUGAGGAUGGUGUUCCAGACAGAGCUAUAAAUGAAUUAAAAGGAGGACUUGCUCGUAUCAUUAAUAAUUGUGAAAAAUUCGGCAAGGAAAUACUAACUAAGAAGAAACUACUAUUUAAAAGACCCGUGAAAUCUGUUGUUAUUACAUCAACCGACAAAACAAAGCGUCUGAUCGCAUUGGAUUCUGAGCGCUAUGAUAACAUGGUCAGUAAAUUUACUAUAGACACAGGUAACUAUAAGCCCCUGAAAAGACUAAAUUUACCCAGGACAGAACAGAUAAAUUUUAACAAGGUUCUAAAUAAAGUCGCGAACAAAUAUAAAUCUAGUGGCCCGAAGAUGUAUAAUAAUAUAAGGGCUAACAUCUGGAGUGAACCCAUGCCGUGUCCAGUAUAUUGCUUACCUAAAGACCAUAAAGAGGGGGAUUUGAAGGGACGACCGAUACAUGCUGCUACAGACACACAAUUGUCCAAAUAUUUAGCCAAACAGUUAAACAUGCUGUUAUGUUACGUACCUGCCCACCUAAGGAAUACCACAGAUUUCAUUGAAUUCAUUAGUAAUCUAGAUUACAGUUCUAUUCAUGGGUUUCUCAGUUUGGAUGUUUGUAACCUGUACGGGUCGAUACCCCUGGAUGAUCUCAAUGAGAACACACCUACUGUAUUUACGGUUACUAAACGCUUCUUUCAUGAACAUAAAAAAAAUUGUGAGCUGCGCACCUUGGAAGAUGAUGACUUUGAGACAUUAGUUCGUUUAUGUUUAACGAGUGAUAACCUAUUGAUUGGCGAUGAAAGUUAUAAACAAAAAUCAGGCCUGGCUAUGGGUAAUAACCUGGCACCAUCUCUGGCAAUAAUAUAUAUGAAUGAACUUGAUUCGUUAAUUGUCAGUCAAGCCGAAGGCCAUAUUCUCCUCAAACGAUAUAUUGACGACUAUUUUGUAGUCUUGUUACCUGGAACUCUGCUACAGAAUCUAGCUUUCUGGUAA
Messenger RNA from Dendronephthya gigantea, 1044 nucleotides. RefSeq lists its product as uncharacterized. NCBI's taxonomy places the organism in Eukaryota, Metazoa, Cnidaria, Anthozoa, Malacalcyonacea, Nephtheidae. The coding region runs from base 1 to 1044 and encodes 347 amino acids. The transcript has 2 exons. The record is from RefSeq and is a predicted model, not a curated record.